Molecule: messenger RNA, 1197 nt
Organism: Penicillium brevicompactum
Lineage: Eukaryota; Fungi; Ascomycota; Eurotiomycetes; Eurotiales; Aspergillaceae
Exons: 5
Coding region: 1-1197 (398 amino acids)
Cellular component (GO): nucleus
Molecular function (GO): DNA binding
Source: RefSeq, a predicted model, not a curated record
AUGAAUCUCGGGGGAGGGAGUCCAUCCCGGGGCUUUGCACCCAAUCAAGAAAAACCCCACACUCUCAACAAUCACACUCAACUGCCUUCGAUAUGCAGGGACUUCAGAGCAACAGUUGUCGUUAUGGUAACAGAUGCAAGUACUUGCACGACGUGCCAGAGGCCAUCGAUCCCCAGUCAAAUCCGAUCGCUCAUCCAAAUGCCGAGAACCCAGAAGCACGGAAUCAAUAAUUCGGAUGGAAGAGCCUUUUUCGCAAUGAGCUCUCGAGACUUGGAUAUCCUCAAAGGGAAGAUGACGAUCUCGCCAAAUUUUGGACCGGGGCUCUGGAAAUCUUGGAAAGCGACAUUCCUCGCCAAAGAUCUUGUGGACGAUCAUCUACCAGGGUUUGCGAUCAUUCUUUCAACCAUGGAUACGGAGAACCCACACGAUCGGACUUGGUCAUCAGACGAGUGCUUUCUCGGAGUAAUCACUCAUCUUUCCCUUUUGAACUGUCUUUCCGUUAAUGCGUUUGUUGCUGAACAAGAGGGUAGGAUCUUAUUAGCUAUCCAGGCUAUCAAAAAACAAGAAAUAGCCACAAUCGCCCUCGCUGCUCGUACGUUUAACGUGCCGCGAUCUACUUUACGCGACCGUCUCUCCGGUCGCACUGAACGAACUACUACACGCGCAAAUUCAACUAAAUUGACUGAAAUUGAAGAGGAAUCUCUUCGAAAAUGGAUCUUUUCACUUGAUAAUCGUGAAGCAGCGCCUUGGUCUACUACUGUACGAGAAACUACGAAUAUUCUACUUGCAACGCGUGAAACUACACCAGUUCAAACAGUCGGCGAAAAAUGGAUCUACAAUUUCAUAAAAAGGCAUCCUAAAUUGUCAAAUCGCUUCUCAAGACGUUACAAUUAUGAGCGGGCAAAAUACAAAGAUCUAAAGAUCAUUAGUGAAUAUAUUGACAACGAUAAUAUUUACAACUUCGAUGAGACUGGUUUUGCAAUGGGAUUAACAGCAACCGUAAAAGUCAUUACAAGAAAUAAAUACUAUGGUCGACGAUCACUUUUACAACCGGGAAAUCGCGAAUGGGCGCUUCCUCCAUAUGUGAUUUUUAAAGGGAAAAUUUUUAUCGAAUCUUGGUUCGAUGAUCUUCCGGAUACUUGGAAAUUUGAAAUUAGCCCGAACGGCUGGACAUCUAAUGAGAUUGGUCUUCGAUAG